AAAUUCAGGUUAAUUACAGUAAUAUGUGUGUGGGGGGGUGGUGACAGCUGUGUACUGUAACGCUACUUGGGACACCCUGUACUGCUGGCCGGCUACCAGAGCGGGCGACACGGCCAAACAAUCCUGCGCCACAGUCUUCAGUGAUUUACCGGACCUCCUCAACUACCCUGAUGCCGUGGCGUACCGUGAGUGUGAUUUGUCUGGGUCCUGGAUGCGGGGAGGCUGGACCAACUACUCUCAAUGUUUGACUGUCAUCGAUCACCAGGUUGGAUCGUCAGGUGUGGUGGAUGCCGUCAGGUACAUCACCUUCAUCGGCGCCCUCCUCUCUCUCCUCACCCUCACUAUCACCAUCUUCAUCUUCACGUACUACAGGUCGCUGGAGUGUGACCGCCUGAGGGUACACAGGAACCUGGUGGUUGCCCUCAUUGUUCGCUUCCUAGUGAUGCUCGUCCUGACAGAGCCCUUCGUGUCCCGUCGUCAAACACACACCUACCGUGAUGUGGACUGGCUGUGUAAGACGCUGUUGGCCCUCAGGAUGUACGCCCAGAUGGCCUCUAUCAACUGGAUGUUCGUGGAGGGCCUCUUCCUACACUCCAGACUUACCUCCAACGUCUUCGACUCUGGGGCGCCCUUUACUCUCUACUAUUUCAUUGGCUGGGGGGCGCCACUUGUAUUCAUCCUGGCUUGGGCUACUACCAUGUCUCUACACUACCCUGUCCACUGUUGGCGCGCGUAUGGUUCCCUAAGCUACGUGUGGAUCCUGGUAGCUCCUAUGGUCACGGCUCUAAUGAUGAACUUGUUGUUCCUGAUCAAUAUUAUCCGGAUCUUGGUGACCAAACUGCGGGCGUCUGACACUCCACACGUUAGCCUCGUCCGCGGCCACAAGAGACAGCACCAACAGGAGAUGAACCAACAUGGAGACACGUUAACCCAGCACACGUAUAUCGGACGGUCAAAACAUCAACCCGCAGACAACACUCAACAUGAAAAUGGCCACAGUUAUGACUUAGGUGAUUCUUGUUGCGUGGAAAUGAAUUCUAGCUUGAAGCAGGAGAGCUGUGCCAGUACCCACAGCCGAGAGAGCAGCCCACUCCUACACUCCCACAACCAGGACACCUUACUCCAGCAGCAGCAGGAUCACCCACAGCCACCCGCCGCCCGCCGACACACCAACAGCCUCCAACACUACUCCUCCGUGGGCUACGCAACAAAUCGACCUGAAUUCAAUAUCAGGAAGGCCAUCAGGGCGACUGUGGUGUUGUUCCCGCUGCUCGGCAUCACCAACCUCUUGUUCGCCGUCAACCCUGGCGACAAGGGUGACCUGGAGGGCGCCUACAUGCUGACUAACGCCCUUCUUCAGUCCUCCCAGGGUGUGUUUGUGUCGGUGCUCUACUGCUUCAUCAACAGCGAGGUGCAGGAGGUGUUGCGGAAGCGGUGGCGACAGUACCGCAUGCGACGCCUUGGACAGCCUCCAUGCCCCCGUCCACAACGCAGGAGUGCCAGAUGUACCCUCAUCCUGCAGUCCGCCCUCACCCGCCACCCCACCCCACACCCCGCCCACCCACGCCACCCUGUCCACGCCGUUCUCAACCACGGCCUCGAGACCUCUGGCGUGUGAGGUCAUGCCCCAUCUAUCAACAGUCUGGGGAAUAUCAAGUUCAGUAAAGGUCAUAUAUCACUCAACCGUGACCUGAAAACCUCCCUGUGUAGUCAUCUCCCUGAACAACAGCUUCAGUUAUUUUUUGUUAUCUCCUAACCUGUGUGUGUGUGUGUGUAAUAAUAAUAAUAAUAAUAAUAAUAGUAAU
Messenger RNA from Homarus americanus (American lobster), 1805 nucleotides. RefSeq lists its product as uncharacterized. Bases 212 to 1618 code for a protein of 468 amino acids. Gene Ontology annotation, cellular component: plasma membrane. The transcript has 10 exons. Gene Ontology annotation, biological process: cell surface receptor signaling pathway; adenylate cyclase-modulating G protein-coupled receptor signaling pathway. The record is from RefSeq and is a predicted model, not a curated record. Gene Ontology annotation, molecular function: peptide hormone binding; G protein-coupled peptide receptor activity. NCBI's taxonomy places the organism in Eukaryota, Metazoa, Arthropoda, Malacostraca, Decapoda, Nephropidae.